Apis laboriosa (Himalayan honeybee) is the source of this 2896-nucleotide messenger RNA. It is a transcript of the gene mei-9, whose product is annotated as DNA repair endonuclease XPF. Gene Ontology annotation, cellular component: nucleotide-excision repair factor 1 complex. The transcript is spliced from 17 exons. Bases 232 to 2814 code for a protein of 860 amino acids. The record is from RefSeq and is a predicted model, not a curated record. Gene Ontology annotation, biological process: resolution of meiotic recombination intermediates; double-strand break repair via homologous recombination; nucleotide-excision repair involved in interstrand cross-link repair. Gene Ontology annotation, molecular function: damaged DNA binding; single-stranded DNA binding; single-stranded DNA endonuclease activity. NCBI's taxonomy places the organism in Eukaryota, Metazoa, Arthropoda, Insecta, Hymenoptera, Apidae.
GGAAUUUAUGGACAUCCAUCACAUGAAAAUAGUAAAUACAUUCUUUUAGUAUAUCAAACAAUAGAUACAGAAAAUAUAUCAUAUAAUAAAGAUUCAGAAAUUUAUAAUAAUAAGGAACAAGAAUCAUCAUUCUCUGCAUAUAUUACUUGGUAUUUGUUAGAUUUACUUUUUCAUAUAUUAUUUUAAUAUAUGUGUUUUAAUAUAAUGAUAUAAUAAUUUCUUUAAUUAAUCAUGUUGGAAUAUGAAAACCAAAUAUUUUUGGAAAUACUCCAUGAAGAUGGAUUAGUUAUUAUAGCAAAGGGACUUGGUAUAGAAACAAUAUUUGCAAAUAUAUUAAGAGCUUAUAUAGAUCCUGGAAACUUAAUUAUAGUUUUAGGAACUACAAAUCACGAUGAACAAUAUUUUAUUGAUCUUUUAAAAAAUUAUGGAUUAAAACAAUUACCUCGUGUUGUAACUUCUGAAUGUUCUUCUGAUGAAAGGGAAAUAAUGUAUCUGGAAGGUGGUGUAUUAUUUAUGUCAGGUCCAAUUCUUGUAGUAGAUUUAUUAAAAAAAAGAAUUCCAUUACAUUUAGUUACUGGAAUUCUUGUAUAUAGAGCACAUAAUAUUUUAAAUUCAUAUCAAGAAGCAUUUGCUCUUCGUUUAUAUAGACAAAAUAAUAAAACUGGUUUUAUUAAAGCCUUCACUAAUUCAGCAUUGGCAUUUACUGUUGGAUUUAUGCAAGUAGAACGAGUAAUGAAAGCUUUGUUCGUUAAAAAAUUAUAUUUAUGGCCACGUUUUCAUACUCUUAUAAAUAGUAGUUUAGAAACACAUAAGCCUGAUGUUAUCGAACUACAUGUAAAAAUUACACCUAAAAUGUUAAACAUUCAAAUUUCUUUACUUGAUAUAAUGAAUUAUAUUGUAAAAGAAUUAAAAAGACUUAAUAAAUAUUUAGAUUUAGAUGAUUUAAAUGUUGAAAAUGCAAUAACAAAAAAGUUUCAUAAGCAAUUACAGUUGCAAUUAGAUCCUAUUUGGCAUCAACUUAGUUCUACUUCAAAGCAAUUGUUAUCUGAUUUAAAAACAUUACGUGCUCUUCUUGCAUCUUUAACAUAUGAAGAUAGUGUGUCAUUUUAUUCAAUGUUAAAUCGCUUACGUACUAUGGAAUAUGCUAUAAAAAAUAGUGGUUGGUUGAUGUUAGAUUCUGUAGAUACUUUAUUUAAAAAUGCAAAAGAAAGAGUUUAUAAUGAAAAAAAUGAAUUGAAACCUGAAAGUACUCCAAAAUGGAUAGCACUAACAGAAGUAUUACUUGAAAUUCAGAAUGAUAAUAAAAAAAAAAGUAAUUCUGAAAAAAUCCUUAUUUUGGUACAUGAUCGUAAUAUUUGUUAUCAACUAAGAAAUUAUUUAAUUAUGGGUGCCAAUGAAUAUUUACUUUAUGAAGCAAUGAAAAAACUUUCUCAUAAAGAAAUACAAAACAUAAGUGAAACAAGUGUGGAAAAAGAAAGUACAUCUACAAUUGAAGAUAAUAAUGAAGAACAAGAUACUUAUGUAUUAACAUUAUCUCAAAAAGUUAAAGAAGAAAAUCAAUCUGAUUCACUAAUCAAAGAAGAAAUCAAACAUCAAACUUUAUUUGAAGAAUGCUCACAAAUUGCAAAUUUAGAUUUAACAAAUAUAAAUGAAAAUAUGCCUAUUAUUCUGAUACAAUCUUUAAAAAAAAAUGGUGAUCCAAUGGCAUUACAACGUGCUUUAACAGAACAUAUGCCAAGUAACAUUAUUAUGUAUGUAGCAGAUUUGUCUGCUAUACGACAAAUUGAAGUUUAUCAAAAUAACAAUCCAUCAAUAGAUUUAAAGGUAUAUUUCUUAAUUUAUGGAGGUUCUGUGGAAGAACAAGAAUACCUUACUUCGUUAAGGCGAGAAAAAGAAGCAUUUCAUGCAUUAAUUAAUAGUAAAACUACAAUGGUUAUUCCUGAAGAUCAAGAUGGAAAAACUGAAGAUUGUUUAAGUCUUGCAAUACAAUCGGAUGAAGACAGUGAAAUGAAUACACGUAAAGGUGGAUUGCCAAAAAUAUCUGAAGCUCCUAAUACUGUUAUAGUUGAUAUGAGAGAAUUUCGAAGUGAAUUACCCGCUAUACUAUAUACACGAGGCAUGAAAAUUGAACCAGUAACUUUACAAGUGGGAGAUUAUAUUUUAUCGCCAGACAUUUGCGUUGAGAGAAAAAGUGUCUCUGAUUUAAUUGGUUCCUUAAAUAGUGGAAGAUUGUAUAAUCAAGCUAUUGCUAUGACACGGUAUUAUAACAAACCAAUGCUUUUAAUAGAAUUUGAUCCAAAUAAACCAUUUUGUUUUCAAGGUUAUUACUAUGCUAGUAAAGAUGUUCAAAAUAUGUUCAUUACUUCAAAACUUCAACUUUUGACUUUACAUUUUCCUCGUUUAAAACUUGUAUGGUCACCUGGUCCUCAUGCAACAGCUCAAUUAUUUGAGGAAUUAAAGGGGGGAAAAGAUCAACCAGAUCCAAUAAAAGCUGCACAGAUUGGAGUUGAAGAAAAUAAAGAAAUACCAGUAGAUAAAUAUAAUUCUCGUAUUCAAGAUUUUGUUUCAAAAUUACCUGGAGUUACUACUAAAAAUUUACAUUUAAUACUAAGUAAAGGGCAAUCAUUAGAUCAUCUUAAUAAACUUUCUAAAGAAGAAUUUACUGAAUUACUUGGAAAUAAAAAUGAAGCACAAAUGUUAUAUAAUGCAUUUCAUGAAAAAAUUUCUCUAUUUGAAGAAAAAUCAAGUACAAAUGGUAAAAAAUCUGGAUCUAAAGGUCGCGGGAAAAAAUUGUUUACUAAAAUCAAACAGUAACAUUUUAAAUUAAUAUUUCAUUAUUAUUCAUUUUUUACAAAAUAUUAGUUUAUUAUAUUAUUGUUUGUUAUAUUUGUAUUUG